Molecule: messenger RNA, 6763 nt
Organism: Cuculus canorus (common cuckoo)
Lineage: Eukaryota; Metazoa; Chordata; Aves; Cuculiformes; Cuculidae
Gene: CCDC62
Product: coiled-coil domain containing 62
Exons: 12
Coding region: 425-2356 (643 amino acids)
Source: RefSeq, a predicted model, not a curated record
CUUAUGCAUGAAAUAGAUUGAAAUAAAAUUACUGUUCCUCACCAAAUACAGUUUCUGGAUUUUAUACAGCUACUUUCCUCUAACAUUCUUACGGGAAAAUAGUAAUAUAGGUCAUUAAAAGCUUGUUUUUCAUUUGCUGUCAUUUCCACUGAAGGUAAGUGAACAAGGCUGCUGUGCAGAAACUCCCACCAUUUACCUGCAUGAAACCAUAGAAAUCUGAAUGGAACAAACGUGCUGAAGGUUUGCCAACAAAGGAAAAUGGAACCUGAAGUAAUCAAGCAGUUGGACUAGAUGAUUGUUGGUUGCCCGGUCAGUGGCGGUGAGCCAGCGAUGCUUAAAUCUGAGGCAGCUCCGAGCUGAAUGCUGCAGUCACAGAGUGACCGGUGUCUGCUAAUGCCUGGCAGUGCUCAGGUCCUCAGCCCCUAUGAAUUCGCCCCAGAAACUUAGCCCGACCCUUGAGAAAAGCACCAUUGAGAGGCAGAGGCAAGAGCUCCAGCUUUUAAUUGCGGAACUGAAAGAUCGUGAUAAGGAGCUCAGUGACAUGGUUGCAAUGCAUCAGAGACAGCUUCGCUCCUGGGAAGAUGAUCGGCAAAAACUUCUGACUUUAUCAGAGCAAUGCAACUUAUUAAAGAAUGAGCUGAACAAGAGAAAUGAAAUUAUAAAAUCACUGACCAAAAGGUUAAAGUUCUUAGAAUCUCAGCAGAAUGACAGUAAGAUGUCUGAAAAUACACAGCAGAACUUUAAAGAGCUGUCUCAAAAGGAGAAAAAUCAAAGAACUCCCUGCUCAGUUUUGGAACUGUCUGCUAAAACCAACCAUCUGCAAGCAGGAGAACAGGAGCGUUUUACUGUGCUUAAGCUGAAGGAUGAACUUACAAUUGAAACAACUACAUCUAAAUCCAGAAAGCGGGAAAGUUUAUUGGGUGGAGCAAAGACGGAGGAGUUCAUUCUCAACAAAGAAAGGCAAGACCUCGAACUGAGAUUGAAAGAACUGAUACUUGAAACAAAUAAGCUGAAAGAUGAUCUCUGUGAAAAGACAAAAGAAAAUAAUAAGCAGCAGGAAGAAAUUCUUCACCUCAAACAGGAAAACGAGUGCUUGAGGCAAGAGCUUGCACUUGCUGUUGAGAAAGCAAAGACAAAGGAUCAACUUCUUCAGUUUGCCAAGUCUAAACAAGCACGGACUGAUGCAGAACUGUCAAGUUUGCGACAGAUCUACAUAAAGCAGCUGCAUGACUUGCAAUUUCUUCAUGUCAAUUUGGAGAGCUCUCAGGAAUUAAGCAGAGGUACGGCAUUCUUUGUCCCUGAAAGUAACAGCCAGAUAGACACAGUUUGGACUGAGGGCACCCAUAGGAUAUGUGAGAAGUGUGGAACUGCACAAUAUCCAAAAAGGAGGGUAAAAACCACCUCGGAGACGUGUGAAGUAGAUGAUAGUUUGUUACUGAAUACAUCAAACUUGGAGGAAACUACCUCAAAAUACUUAAACCAGUGUCAGAAAGUUGUGAAAGUCUUGGCUGGCCUUGCAGAAGAAGAAGAAAAGCAGGAUGUUGCAUCAAGCUCUGAUCAGCUAAGCAGCAUAGGAUUGUGUGAGGCAAACAACACAAGGCCAUUGAGAAACAGGGAAACUUCUGAGAAUGGAGUGGAGAGCAGAGAUCGACAAACCUUUCAGUCGUCUUUACUUCAAUGCAAGCAUUGCCUUAAAUUCAGUUCUUGUGUAGAUUCACAAAACAGUUUGAGCCAAAACACUGUCACAGCUGACAAAUCUGAUAAUGAAAAUAAAACUUGGCAAGAGCGAACCGAAAUUCUUUUUGACCAGAAAAGCAGAGACACUCCUGUUGCAAUGCACAAGUCUGAAUCUGAUUCACGUAGCGAUGACUUCAUCAUAAAAAAAGAUGUAUUGUGGAAGCCAGUAUCAGAUCAGGAAUGGCUGAAGAUUUUCAAACCCAUAAAAGGAGAUGGAAAUAUACAGCAUGGAAAAGAUUUCAACUGUCUCAAAACUGCACAGGAGAUGAAAUGUGCCAGCUCAAAAAGUGAAGAAAAUGUGGAUCUGAAUUCUUUUCACUUGGAUUCUCCCUGUUUGACAUCCACCCAGAAAAGAGACAGGCCUCGAAGAUGUGAGAAGUGCUCCGAUGAAGACUUCCCUCUGGAGAUCGAUGACCUUCCAGGGACUAAGCAAACAAACAGGUGCUGCUGUGCUACCGUUGACCAAGACACCGGUUUCCCCAUAAGUAGGCUGCAGCAUGCAUUGGCUGAGUCUCAACAGAUGGUUGCUGAUCUGGAGCUUAGCACUCCCCUCCACGCGAGCCCUUGCUGCAGUCCAAGCAGCAGCAGCAUUAAUGUAGUAUAUAUUGCUCUCAGAUGACUACAUUUAGGUGUCUGAGAAGACUGAUUACAAACAUCCUUUCCCUUAUGCUUGACUUGUGCUACAACAUUAUAAACGAUAUCCUCCUCAGGCUUUACUAAAGAGAAAAUUUCCGCAUACCUUAAAGUGAAGUACUUGGGUUUUUUUAUAGGAUUCUUUAUGGCUCCUCAAGGUCAUGGAAGGAUUUGACUUUUCCAUGUGCCUAAACAGAUGGAAGGAAGAAGUCAUUUUGGAGCAAGCUGUAGGAGGCCUAGAAAAAAGCGAGCAUAAGUAUGACUUAAAUUCAAAACUGGCUUAUUACGCUAGGUGUAUUUGUGGAAAGGAGGACACUAUAGGAAAUAGGUGAUGUAUAGCAUAGUUUUAUAUAUGAAUUUAAACCAGACCCUCAGCUUAAAUAACUGUAGAGAGCAUACUCAACGGUCAAAGAAAAUAACCUAUAUAUAGCUGUCAUGGCAAUUUAUUUUAUGAGCAUGAAUAGGGAAUUUCAGACCUGAGUAUGUGGGCAAUAGGAGUAAUCGGAGAAGGGGGCACUUGUUUUUGUCAAUAUCCUGAAGAAUCUCUACCUUGUUUUACAAGGGGAGUGUACAACACAGUACUAGAAAUGAGUAACUCUUGCUGGUGUGUAUCACAAAGGAAGGAUUUAGGCUUACGAUUUUAAAGCAGACUCCUAAUGAGGAGGCUGCGUGCUGAAACCUCUCUCUCAAAAUGUUGCACUCUUUAUAUUUUUAGACGAACUUGACCAGAACAACGUUACUGUGAGUAACAGACAAAGUAAUCUUGAUAACAUUCGGAACCAUAAAACCCUAGCUGUGCCAGCACUGACUGACAGAGUAUAAAGGUUGUGUGCUGACAUUUGCAUAAACUGAAAGGGUAUUUUGUUCAGAAGUUCAUCUGCAGAAUUUAAUUCAGUGUGAAAGACAGCAGCAGUGUAGUCUUUUGCAAAGAGACUGUCCUGUAGGAGGGAUUCCUGAAAAGCUCUCUGUAGAACAGUGGUUGCCUGUGGCUCUUGCCCAGCCCCAUCAGCUGUCUGGCUCCUGCUCGCUGGUUGGCGCGUCCCAGCUCAGCUAAACCGGCUGUCCUUUAGCAUGACUCUGCUUUAUAGCCUGAUCGUGUGUUUUUGAGCUUGGAAAUUUGCUUCUCAUUCAGAAUGGUUCCUUUACUGGACAGAAAGUAAAGCAGGCUCAUGUUUACUGGUGGGGGUAGCUUCUGAACCACAUCUGUAGAACUUUGAUCUACUUCCAGAGCGGUUCUGGGCAAAAACUUGCCAAGCAUGUUUUAGUUAAUCUAUGCAGGCCAACUAAUCUGUACUUAAAAACAGGUUUACCUGAGGCUGUUUUAAACUGCGCUUUAGAACACAUAAGAUGUCUCAAAUAUAACCCUUAGAAUUUCAUCACUAAGAAUUUGUACCUGUUGGAUUCUGUGCCCUGUUUGAGAGAGGGAUGAGAAGAGGGAAUUAAAAAGCAUAUCCUUGCUGCUUGCCAUUUAGAACCUGGCAGCUCUGUAAUUUUAUUAUCUGCGAUCUUCCACGUAGUGUUUUUGCAUUACAAUGCAGACAACAGAACUUGCAGAAGUUCUCCACAGAAACAAGUUUACUGCUGCAGAGGAGAGAGAUGCUAAAAUUCCAUUCUUUUCUCUAUGAUGUUUUGUGAGUAUGAAGAUGUUUUCAACUUGAUAUCUUUGUUGUUGUUUCCUUCUUUAUAAAUGCAUCUUCACUAUUAAAACAUGUCUGUGGACUUCUGAGAUGAGCCUGGCACAAGAUUCUAAGUGCACUGGCUCAGAACGCAUUUCCAAUAAACCUCUUGUGAGUACUGUAACAGCAAACAGAUAUUAAGGCAGCAAGUAAUUCCUUUAGUCAAAUAAUUGAACUUUCAUCAAGCGUGUUCCUCAUCCUCUGGGUAGUCAGACCUCACAGCUCCAUUCCCGAGUACCUGCACACUGCUUAUUGUAGUUAAAAUCCUUCUGUGUGUUACAGAUAACAGGAUCAAGGAUAUGAACAUUGUUGAAUAAGAGAUCGGGAAGUGUUUUUCAGUGCCACAGCCAAAGGCCGUUUUAGCAUAUUGUUCCUGGGCUCAGAGCUCCCAAAGUAGAUUGUAUUGAAUAGAGCUGUUUCAGAAUAUAAAAAGCAGCCUUGCCCACAGCGGAUUGUUUUCUUCUUUUCGAAUCAGGAAAUUUCUCACUCUCUGAUUAUUUGUUCCACUAAUGUGAAUUGGAUGCUUGCAAUAGGCACCACAUUGUCUGGUUCUGAGGACAAAAGAGUAACCAGAUAUGGUUAAAAUACCGAACACCACAUGAAACUGAAUAAGAACUAGCAACAACGGGGAGAAAAAUCGACGAAACAAGAAAUCUUCCAGUGCUGACACAACUCAAGCGCAUGUCUGCAAAGAGACGUUAUUACGCAGCAGGCUGAAGUGUAAAGCUUUGUGGCAAUUCAUUUCUUAAGCUGAUCAAUGUCAGUCCCCUGGGAAGCUGGUGCUCAGUUCUUUUCUCUUGGUAUAUUCAACCUACAGUCCCUGAACUGCUUCUGUCCUCUGUGCCCCUGGGGAGUGGGGCUGGUUUGUAGCACCCUCGUGUUCUGCUGUUUCUGCAGGAAUGCCUUGCAUUAAGGAUGGAGACACUAAGUCUUCUUUCCAAAUAAGUUGGGUCUGCUUAGCGCACGCUAAUGGGACACUCAUAGGAAAUGGAUGCUGAGUAGCUGGAAUGCCUUACUCUGCUCGAAUGUUCCUAUGUAGAAAUCUCUUCCUAAAGAGAGCCUUAAGAUAAAAGAAGCUGGAGGUUUUAUAGAUCGAAGCCAGCGCUGUGACUUGCAUCCUGAAACCACUGAUGGUAAAAAGUUUCAAGAGCAAAUCCCCCAAACUGCUGAGCACCACGCUGAUGCAGCAAAGCAGUAAGCAUGCGCUUAGCCUACAGAAAUAAUCUCAUUUGCUUCAAGUGAGAAAGAACUGGUGGAACAAAUGUUCCCACAAUUCACUGUAGAUCCCUGACAAGAACUGGUGACUGUGCAAGUCACUGGCUGCUGCCUAAUUCUUAUUUUCUUCAUUUAUUAAAAGGCAGCAAAUCACUGCAAUCAGUUAAACCCAAAGCAGCUUUUGCAGAGUUGACGGCAGGCUCAGAAAUAACUAAUGUUUGUGCAGUUUCCUAUAGAGAAGUGAUGGAAUUGAUUUGAUUGGGUUGGGGUUUUUCUUAAUUGCUUUGAAAUCAUUUGAGGGCAGGUGCACUGAUAAACAUCAGGUUAAUUUCCUGACUAGCUGACAGGGAUUUAGCCAUUUACAUCAGUCAGUUGUUUUUCCUUUAGAGGGAGAUUGGGUGGGGAAGAGUUGAAGAGGCAAGAGAGGAAAGCAAUGAGUAAAAGGAUAUAUUCAGUGUUGGAUACCAUAGCAUGUGCCACUGCUUGUAAACUGUGACUCAGUGACUGGCAGAGGGCACAAAGAUCACUCCUUUUUGCAAAACAAACUGGAAAGGUUUUAUUUCAUAACACUCCAGUGGUGUCCCUGAGACUUGGCUUUCAGUGAAGUGCUUUGUUUACUUUUCUGCUCUUUAUAUUUUUAUUCCAUGCUUUUAUUCCGUCUGCACUGUCAGAAUUUAUAUAGUAAAUCGACACCAAUGUGCUUACUUAAUACACGUUAGUGGAAAUUUUCCUGUGUUUUAAUAGGAAUCUGUAAUUUUCUGCAGUGGAUGAAGAAGUUUCUAAUAUAGAAUUAAUUAUGAGAUCUGAAGAUCAUCAACCUGUCAGCUACAACGGAAAAUUACCUGAUGUUUUUCCCAUGGUUCUCUGAGUGUUUGAAAGACACAAGUGGCAAAAAGAUGGGACUAUGUGGGCAUAUACUUUAUCUUCAAAUAAAACAUAGAAUUAUGCCAAGAUUAACAAAACUAUUUUUAUAACAGAGAGCUCAGGUUAAAUACUAGCUUGUGUUUUAAGAAUCUUAAGUCUGUAAUUGUUACGACAUAGGAAUUAUUUUUUUUUACUGUUUUUUAUGGUGGCUCAGAAAUAUUUAUAGAAUAUGACACAGCCGAGCAUUCUUUUUUUUUUGUUAGUUUAUUGUUUUUGUCCUGGACUUCUUGCCCUGUAGAGAGAGAUGAAUAAUGUUUAUAGGAAGUUCCCAAUUAGCGUUGUAACCAGGAACUGCCUCCUACAUUGUUGAAAUUGGAGAGCUGUCACCCACAAGAUGGGCAAAACAACCUCUUCCCCCGUCAGGAACUAUUUAUUCUAACAAAAGCUUUAACAAGAUCAGGUGUGGGUAUGGGCUCUGGCAGAAGAAAAGCUUAAUCUGAGCUGCUCGUUAGCAUUAGAACUGGUUUUAUCUUUGAUUAUUGGGCAAGAAGCCUUCUGUUAUCACAAUUGGAAUUUAUUUUUUAACUAAAAGAUCAAAGAAGCUAAUAAAGGUGAAACCUUUGCGGGCUCUUUGUUCC